Conger conger (European conger) is the source of this 2170-nucleotide messenger RNA. RefSeq names its product NFKB inhibitor interacting Ras-like 2 (gene nkiras2). Gene Ontology annotation, molecular function: GTPase activity; GTP binding. The transcript has 3 exons. The coding region runs from base 618 to 1196 and encodes 192 amino acids. Gene Ontology annotation, biological process: canonical NF-kappaB signal transduction. The record is from RefSeq and is a predicted model, not a curated record. NCBI's taxonomy places the organism in Eukaryota, Metazoa, Chordata, Actinopteri, Anguilliformes, Congridae.
GUCAUUUGUGCUAUUCUUUGCAAAUUAUUGUGUAUAUAAUUAAUACGGUAGUAUCAGUGUAACUGAUAUAUGUAUAUCGUUUUUAUUUGACAGGCAGCUCAAUGCAUUAAUGUAAAGAAUCUGCUCGCGAAUCCAAGUUUUUGGAUUUAACUGGCUAAUGUUCCAUUUAGACUAAUCAGAUGCCAGGCUGCACAAAGUUGGCUGGCAUACGUUAAUAUUUUUAUACUUUUCUUACUGGUUAACGUAGACGCGACAGUCUGUACAAUGUUAUUGUCUUUUACAGGAAACAUGAUUCGAAUGACGGACUAAAGAAAUAAGCUUAGAUAGCUGUGUCGAUCAUGGUGAACUAUGUACCUGACGUUAUGCGCCCCCCCCCAAAAAAAAAGGCUGGUUUAAAAUUCGUUCCAACUAACGUUAGUUGCUAAAAUAUAUUUUGUUUAAUAAUGUCAUGGUUUACGAAUUACUAUCAUGGUGUAUACAGCAUCGCAAGUUAGCUGUAUCGAACGUUGCUUAAAUUAACAUGUCUCUGAACCAUGUAUCUUAAUGUGGUAUUUCUAUAUAAUUCAGUUCAAGGGUAAAGUUGGAUCUGAACUGCAGAGAAUCGGACCGUGAUCAUAAUGGGGAAAAGCUGUAAGGUGGUGGUAUGUGGACUGGCAGCCGUUGGUAAAACCGCUGUCCUGGAACAAUUGCUUUAUGCCAAUCACGUUGUGGGUUCAGAGCCAAUGGAAACUUUGGAGGACAUCUAUAUUGGGUCCAUUGAGACAGACCGGGGUGUGCGGGAACAAGUCCGCUUUUAUGAUACACGUGGGCUGAGAGAUGGCCUGGAAUUCCCCCGCCACUACUACUCGUUUGCUGAUGGCUUUGUACUCGUCUAUAGCAUAGACAAUAAGGAGUCCUUCAAACGCAUGGAGGCACUGAAGAAAGACAUUGAUCGUUAUCGUGAUAAGAAAGAGGUUACCAUUGUGGUGCUGGGGAACAAGGGCGACCUUCAGGACCAGAAGAGAGUGGACUCGGAGUUUGCACAGCACUGGGCCAAGACGGAGAAAGUGCGUCUGUGGGAGGUGUCAGUAGCUGACCGGCGCACUCUGAUUGAGCCCUUUGUGUACCUGGCUAGUAAGAUGACCCAGCCUCAGAGCAAGUCCACUUUCCCAUUGAGUCGUAACAAGAACAAGGGUGGAGGCUCUCUGGACAGUUGAGAACCAAACAGGAGCAGGGGAAGCACUUCAGCUACUAUCCAACCAACAGGCAGACAUACACAUGCAUAAAUACUCAGGAGGCUUAUUGACCGGCAGACACUUCUACACACAGAAAUAAUGGACAAUCAGAAGAUCUAAGCAGAGUGCAACUGUUUAAAUAAUGAAAAUAUGGAUGGAUGUGGUCAUAGAUGUGGAACUUGUGAGGUGUCACCUUGAGCAUGUGGGUGUGAAUUGAACCACAGCAGAAGUUAGGAACAUCUGUUAAUGUGUUUAUUAGCAUUCCCAUCUCUAUCAAAAGUUUCAGUAUUGCCUCUCACAGUAAAAUGCUGUUCAAUUUCAGUAAAGUUACAGAUGCAUUCCAAUGCAUUCCUUCAAAGCGUGUUUCAAUGUUUAGUAUAUUGGUUUCAACAAGUUGUAAAUUAUAAGACAAUGUACACAGACUGAAUGUGGACCAAUGAUUUCAGUGCCUGCUCAGAUCUAUUUACUGUUUCUGCACAGGUCAAUGAAACUUGUUUUUAAAUAUUACUUUUUUCCUUGUGGCACUGGCUAAAUUAUGGCUGUGUUACACAGGUUGAACAGAAAAUGGGACCGUGACUGUUGCAUUAUGUACUUAACUACUAGUUUCUGGGUUAGUGCUAUUACUAUUGCCUAUAGUAUUUAUCAGGUCAUAUAUCAGACUGACUGUCUGACAUUUUAACUGGUUAAAAAAAUCCUACAUUUGCCUUCAUAUCAACUUCCUGAAGUCUUGUUUUAUGUAUUAUCUCAACAGAAUACACUGGUGUUAUUCGAACACAUGCACUGUUAAGUGCAGUGAGUCGUGCAGGGAUGUUUUAUGCAUUAUAUCCUAAAGCAUCUACUCUUUCAAUAUGAAAGCUAUGUUUAUGUUACAAAAAGUGGACACUGCAGUGGAAAGCCAUUCCAAUGUACUUUGUAUCCUUACUGUAUGUGUAGUAAAUGACCAUUUUCAUUCUUUA